AUGAUGUCUACUGCCAUAAUGCAUCAGUCUGCGCUGUACGACUUUGGUGAUCUGUUCUUGAAGGUGAGUCCAGAUUACGAGUUGGAUGAAUUGGCGUUAAUUAACCAAUCUCGGCCAGUGCAGACGAUGAACGCCACACUGAGCGCGACCCUUGGCCCUGUGGGAGCUGGAGCAGUAUCUGGUGCAGUCAGUUGGGAACAGCAUCCAGUACUAGCUCGCGCCGCUUCCGUGCCAGCUCACCGAGCCCUCGCCGGGCUGCUCGAUCGUCUCGGGCACCGCCGGCUCGAGCGCACCACCAGCGAACCUGCGCCACCCCCACCAGCCACAAGCAGAUACAAGACAGAACUCUGCAGACCUUUCGAGGAAGCCGGUGUAUGCAAAUAUGGCGAUAAGUGUCAAUUUGCGCAUGGAAUGCGCGAACUACGCAACUUGCAACGCCACCCCAAGUACAAGACGGAACUGUGUCGCACAUUCCACUCUGUUGGAUUUUGUCCAUAUGGACCCCGGUGCCACUUCGUACACAACGCAGAAGAGGCGCGGCGCCGUGAACCGCCUUCUCCCGGUGGCUCCUUGGCGUCCCUGUCGUCUGGCGGCUCCCUAGCCUCCUACAUGAGCGACGGCUCGCGCUCCCCGCGCUCGCCCCACUCGCCGCUGGCCCCGCAGUCUCCCCUGGCGCCGCACUCACCUCCUGCAAUGUCUCCCCCUGCGCACGCCACGGCAUUCGCGUUCCGCCGCACGCAGUCUCCUGACCCUGAAGAAGAACGACUCCCUGUGUUCAACCGUCUGUCAUCGGCGUUCGGGGACCUCGUUAUCGCCUAG
Messenger RNA from Spodoptera littoralis (African cotton leafworm), 819 nucleotides. The record is from the annotation of a GenBank genome assembly. NCBI's taxonomy places the organism in Eukaryota, Metazoa, Arthropoda, Insecta, Lepidoptera, Noctuidae.